CUUAAUCAUCUGUUCACUGCUAAGCGUUACUUUAACGGUUGUGUUUCAAUUUUCGAUCUUGAUUUAAUUUGUAAUAAAUAAAUUCUUGGUUACGUACGUAGUUUGAAAACAUUUUUUUUUGAAGUAAUAAGAAUGAGUCACGCCUAUUAAAUUAUAGAUUAUUUGUAAAGACGGUUUUAACAGAAUGAACUGAAAAUUUAGUUUAUCAGUUAUUUUCAAUAGAAUAGAUAAUGGAAAACGUUCCUGAAAUAUUUUCUGUUUUUAAACAAAUUGUUGAGGAAGAAAUAAGUAACAAAAAUCACCUUUUAUUAUCACCCAGAAAUCGAUUCAGAACUAAAAUGUUACUUGAAAAUCUUGUCAGUAAUAUUUCAUCGAACUACAUUGAUGAGAAUGAAUUUAUUAAGUUGGUUGUGAAUAUGAAAUUGCCUAUGCCUUUAGAAAGUCUUUGGUAUUUGCAGGUGCACCAUCUAUUUUAUUUAGGCUCAUAUGUUUAUUUCCAUCCAGAUCAGGCUAAAAAACUGCCAGAACUUUUAGUGCAAUUAGCAUGUUUAACCAAUGACAAAAAUUUGGGAGUUCAGCGAGAGGAUUGUGCUCAUAUUAAACAAAUCUACACAGACUUUUUUAUAGAACUUUUAAUUUUAAAUUGUUUGAUGUUGAAUUGA
This is a messenger RNA of Ctenocephalides felis (cat flea), 662 nucleotides long. RefSeq lists its product as uncharacterized. NCBI's taxonomy places the organism in Eukaryota, Metazoa, Arthropoda, Insecta, Siphonaptera, Pulicidae. Bases 231 to 662 code for a protein of 143 amino acids. The record is from RefSeq and is a predicted model, not a curated record. The transcript is spliced from 4 exons.